This is a messenger RNA of Galeopterus variegatus (Sunda flying lemur), 4181 nucleotides long. RefSeq names its product BCL2-like 2 (gene BCL2L2). Gene Ontology annotation, molecular function: protein heterodimerization activity; protein homodimerization activity. Gene Ontology annotation, biological process: negative regulation of intrinsic apoptotic signaling pathway; extrinsic apoptotic signaling pathway in absence of ligand; intrinsic apoptotic signaling pathway in response to DNA damage. The transcript is spliced from 4 exons. Bases 234 to 815 code for a protein of 193 amino acids. The record is from RefSeq and is a predicted model, not a curated record. Gene Ontology annotation, cellular component: mitochondrial outer membrane. NCBI's taxonomy places the organism in Eukaryota, Metazoa, Chordata, Mammalia, Dermoptera, Cynocephalidae.
AUCACCCGGCGCCGGGCCCUCCCUCCUGCCCCCCCUUUCUCCUCCCUCCUUCCUUCUCUCCCUUCCUCCCUCCCUCCCUCCCUCCCUCCCAGCUCCUGCACCAGGAAACGGCCCGGAUCUCGGCAGCGGCCUGACCCGGCUCCACGCUGGCCAGGAGGAUGAAAGGCCCCAGCUGGGGGCUCCUUGCCACCAGUGCUGGGUCCUAAGAGCUGCCAUCCAGGCUGGCCGCCCGGAUGGCGACCCCAGCCUCAGCCCCAGACACACGGGCUCUGGUGGCAGACUUUGUAGGCUAUAAGCUGAGACAGAAGGGUUAUGUCUGUGGAGCUGGCCCCGGGGAGGGCCCAGCAGCUGACCCGCUGCACCAAGCCAUGCGGGCAGCUGGAGAUGAAUUCGAGACCCGUUUCCGGCGCACCUUUUCUGAUCUGGCCACUCAGCUUCAUGUGACCCCAGGCUCAGCCCAGCAACGCUUCACCCAGGUCUCCGACGAACUUUUCCAAGGGGGCCCCAACUGGGGCCGCCUUGUGGCCUUUUUUGUCUUUGGGGCCGCACUGUGUGCUGAGAGUGUCAACAAGGAGAUGGAGCCACUGGUGGGACAAGUGCAGGAGUGGAUGGUGGCCUACCUGGAGACGCGACUGGCCGACUGGAUCCACAGCAGUGGGGGCUGGGCGGAGUUCACAGCUCUAUACGGGGACGGGGCCCUGGAGGAGGCACGGCGUCUGCGGGAGGGGAACUGGGCAUCAGUGAGGACAGUGCUGACAGGGGCCGUGGCACUGGGGGCCCUGGUAACUGUAGGGGCCUUUUUUGCUAGCAAGUGAGAAAGUCCAGGGCCAGGUGAGGCCAGGUAUGGCUGGGGGCCAGGAGAGCAGGAACAGAACAGAGAAAUGCCCUUGGAAGAAGUGGGGAAUGGAUGGGCACGGGACAGGGAUGGACAGUGGCAGGACAGUGUAUGAGAGAGCUGAGUAUGCCAGGCAGGUGUUUGGGAGAGUGAGCUGGAGACAUUGGGAGUGUUUUGGUCAGUGGCCCAGGAGAUGGAGUCAUUCCAGGGUUGGGGGGAGGUGGGAGGGAUCAUGCCUAUAGGUGUGGGCACAGGAAACUACCUGGAGCUUAGUUUGCAGCCCUGAGGAAGGUAGACUUGCAUAAGGGGUUGUGUCUCCAUUGGGUGAGUGGGAUUUGGGGAGCACAGAAGGCACACUCCUUUAGAAUGGAAGCUUGGGGUUCUUGGGUAAUAGGGAGAGGUGGCUGUGACAGUGGGCUGCUUGGACACGUGCGUGCAUGUGCACUCAUGCUCUUGUGCAUGCUGGGCCGCUUGUCUAAUCUGGUGUUGGUGGGAUUCUUCAAGGAGAAAACAUUCCUUUUGCAGUGGCAAGAACAAGAGGCAGUUCUCUGCCCCUCCUCCCUCCCCCUCCCUCCCCCUCCCCUUGCGCUGAUGCCUCAAGGCUCAGGAGGAAACACUGUGCCCACAGAGGGCUCUGGUACUUCUCUGCAGAAAGUCAUUAGCAGGGCUUUGGAGAGAAGAGCAGCUCUGCAGCUGGCCUUGCUUCUUCAUCAUCCCCCUUUCUUGUGCAUCACGCACUUGCUGCUGCCUCCCGGGCUCUGACAGCAGGGCAGGGCUGUGGAGCCUCGGUGAGUGGAGGCUUUGGUAGCUGGAUCUGCCUGCUGCCCUCCCCUCCCACUGGGGCACAAUGGUGCCUAACAUAUUCCCUUUCUCUAGGACCUCUGUACCCAAACUGAAAUUCUAAGUUGGGGCUCUAAUUUUCCUUUAGAGGGUGUGGACAUAAAUGCUAGUCUAGAAUACCACCUGGGUCCUGCACUGUGUGAGACUGCUGAUGCCUUGAGAGGACCAUGCAGCUCUGAUCCCCAUGGGUUUGAGGGUGACGGAUACUCUGUGAGUGGCCUGUUCUGUGUUGUGGGCUUUGGUGCUGCUUUAUCAGGGGCAGGAGUAUGGGUUCUAGAGUACCUAUCAUGACCUAGAAGCACUUAUGUUUUCUUUGAAGCCACACUGUUUGCAUGGAUGUUACUUGUCUGUACCUUGGAGUCUGAGGAUGUUAACUUUAGAACUCAUAGUCCUCUAGAACAGAUUCCAAUUACAGCUUUUUCUUUUGAGGAAAAAAAUGAUUCACUCCAGAUACAUGCCCUGAGCCAGACCUCACUGCUGCACUUUCCAAGGUGCUAAAAUUGCUGCUCUCCAGUGUUGACUUCAGACACAGUGCUCUAGAACCCUGCCCGUCAUCCUGAGCACUGAUCAGCUUAGCUAGACCAUGGUUGACUCUUCUUGGAGAUUUUCACUUGGUCCCAGAAUGUGGCAACAUAGUUGUGCUUGCUAGAAUGUGGGACCAAAUGGCCUCAGGUGUUUAGUCCAGACUUUUGCUUUUGAGUGAGGGCUGCACUUUUUAAUGGUAUUUAUAGGGGAGAUGGUAGACUGCAUGUGCCACUCGGUCUGUCAUGAGUAUGCUGAUACCAGAAACUCAGAGCCAGUCUGUGGCAAGCAGUUGGGGUGGGGGGGCCUCUGACUUGCUCAGGACAAAUUAGGCCAGUGGUUUUCAAACUGCUUGGCAGAGCCCCAAAGUUUCCCAGGGGUUGCCUCAGGAGUCCUUGGGGAGAUGAAGGGGGUAGGGGGCUGAACAUGCUGGGCAAUUUGCCCUCAAAAAGAACAGCUCCCCGUGUAGCUGUCUUACGUAUCGGGGUUCAGGGUAAGAUUUUAUUUGCAUUAAGGGGUUUGCUGCUGGAAAAAAGUUGGAAAACCACUGACUAGACCAUCAGCUCCAAGUUGGAGCCGGUGCUUCCCCAAGUUUGGAGCGGACUCUUCACCCUACCCUCUACCACUAGGACGCCUAUCCUUGUUAGCAUUCCUGGGCGCCUUUAGCAAACAGGGGCAGCAAGGACCAUGGUCAGGUUACCAAAAUGCCCUGCUCUGAGGCCUUCACACCUGGAUGGAAAGAGAGGCUGUUUUCUGAAAGGGUAAAGGGCUUGGUCUGGAUUCCCAGAAGCAUAGCUUACAUGGGACCACAGUGGGCAGUUUUGAUCUAUCCUGUCCUUUCUUAGCUUGAAGGGCAAUGGAAACCCCAGAGACUCUUCUGUCAGGGAAAACUAGGGACUCUUCUAGAGCCAUAUAGUUUCUUGGGAUUAGCUCUUGGCCAAGAAGGCUGAGUAUGGCUCCCAAUUUUUAAAUCUAUUUCAUUUUUUAAAAAAUAAGGGAAACAAAUGUAAUUGCCAUUUUUCAAAGAUUAAAUAGGUGGAGAGGGUGUUUCUUGCUCUCCAGAGCCCAAAGGGACAAAUAGGGACUUUGCUUAGGCCAAGGAAGGAGCAGAAGUAGGGCAACUUGGUCCUGCGAUUAUUAAUCCCACUCCCCACUUAUUCUAGGGCAUACAUACACUAUUUUACUUUUUUAAAUCAUAAAACGGCAGAACAGAUUUGGUUAGUUUAGAAGAAAAAGCUCUAUAAAUAUAAAUAUAUAUAUUCCUGUAUUUUUAUUUAAUAAUUUAUAAAUACCAAGUUCAUUUGACUUUUAUUUUUGUGUAAUAUGUAAUGGUCGUAUUAAAAAAAUAAAUAAAGCCCAGAAGUUUAAUGAGAAGGACUGACCAGGGUUUGUGACUUCUACACUGUAUAACCUGGGAUCAGGACAUUCCUUGAUCCAGUCAUCUCUUCAUGACCUUGUUAAGGGCAAGAGUUAGAGUAACAGAGAUUUGGGAAAGUGUUGAUUGAGACCAUUUUUUAAAAAAUCAGAGUUGUUCCCCCAUCCUCCCUACCCCACCUCCACCCUCCUCACCCCAUCCCCACCCCCACCCCAGCCAAAUACCCAAAGCCAAGAACUCUGUUUGUCCCAACCCAAGCCUCAAGAGGAUGUGUGUAUAUGGUACUUUGGGACUGCCACAAACAAAAAACAAAGCAGAAAAAAAGAAAAACAUACCAAAAACUUUUGUGUGAUAGUAAUCAAGUCCGCAGUUGUGGUUCAGCCUGUAAUCAGAAUUGUGUGAUAAUGAGCGUUUCUCCCUGCUGCCUACUUCAGACUUAAAAUAGGGCCGGCAAAAAUGGAGCCCCUGCUUCCUUUUCUGGUUCCCUGAGACAUUUGGUUUCAGCCCUUUUGGUGCGAACUGCUAAACUGGUUAGAAUCUCUGGGAAUAUUCAGCCCAUAUCUCUGUACCUCUAGUCUAAGACCACAUUAAAAUCAUGUUUGACAGGAA